AUGAACUACUGGUACUCGAUCUUGGGAUCUGAGAUCGAAUUUCACGAGGCUAUGGUAGAGGCCAAGAAGACCGAGCUUUUGAACGCCUUGAAAAGGAGGUAUAAAGUAGCUAUGAAACUUGAGGUUGCGCGAGUUGUAAGUUAUAGGCAGAUCAAAGAGGACACUGCCACGAAAGAUUCAAUUCCAGAGGCAAUUGGUGUCAACAUUGCUAUCAUCGAUGGCACUAGAGCCAAUGCUACUGGUGUGACAGAUACUGAUAAGAAGGAAGUUGGCAAGAAGCAUGCUGGAAAGAAGAUUUUGUGUGAGGGUGGUAGCAAUAAUACUCGCAAUCUGCUUCACGCUGUUAAACUCGCAAAGAUUGCGGUUGUUCAAGGCCCCAUCACUCCUCAAACUACUAGGAUCACCAAAGCUUCCUCCGUCAAGAAAUCCAAGCCUAUACCCACUACAAUGACCCGAGAUAUCGCACUCACCGUCAAAGUAGAUUCAGAUAAUACGUCACUUGACCCCAGCGCUCCGAAGAAGAAGAUAUAUGAGCCUAUGCCUUUUAUCGAGUCAGCAUUCCACAAGGCUCCUCCACCAAAGCUGCCAGAAAGCCUCGCACAAACGUAA
Messenger RNA from Cadophora gregata, 609 nucleotides. RefSeq lists its product as uncharacterized. Bases 1 to 609 code for a protein of 202 amino acids. Lineage: Eukaryota; Fungi; Ascomycota; Leotiomycetes; Helotiales; Ploettnerulaceae. The transcript has 2 exons. The record is from RefSeq and is a predicted model, not a curated record.